This is a messenger RNA of Hemisphaericaspora subhashii, 1464 nucleotides long. RefSeq names its product Hms1p (gene HMS1). Bases 1 to 1464 code for a protein of 487 amino acids. Lineage: Eukaryota; Fungi; Ascomycota; Pichiomycetes; Serinales; Debaryomycetaceae. The transcript has a single exon. The record is from RefSeq and is a predicted model, not a curated record. Gene Ontology annotation, molecular function: protein dimerization activity.
AUGUCCUUUAAGUUGAAUGAUUAUAACGCAUUCCUAACAUCGUUAUUUGAUAAGAACAAUCAACACCAACAACAAUUAGAACAAUUAAAACAUACUAGUACAUCCCCACAAUUAGUACUUGAUCAACAUAUACAACAAGAUUCACAGCAACAAGACUUACAACAACCGCAACGGCAUAUAGCGGCAGAACCACCACAACAAGACAACGAAACUACAAAUAAUAAUAAAGUUAGAUCACAAUCCAUGCCUCACGUACCCAUGUCAAUGAACGACGAAGGAAGAUUCCCAUUACAUUUCGAUUUUGGCCUCAUUGCCCCUACAUUCACAUAUGGGGCUACUAGCAAUGGCAAAGGAAAAUCAAUUAGUUUACCAUUACCCCAAGAAUAUGGUAAUGUUGGAACCCCCACCACUGAUCAAGAUGAAAUGUCUGGCAACAUGACAGAAUUCAUCGCUGAGAUGGGAGCAGAACGCGAUGAUGCUAGAUAUCAUAGUUCCAAUUUAGCUGAUUCUAUGGUGUUGGAGAAUUCAGUGACUAGUCCUGAUAAUCUUUUUAGUUUGGCACAUAUUCCUACGAAUGCUUCUAGCUAUACUAGUGAUUUUGCACCCAUUGAAGAAGAGCCUCAACCACAUCAACAGCAACAGCAGCAGCAGCAGCAACAUCAAAUAAUGCAAGCUAAUCGGUUAAGUCAUGAUAAUUCUUUGGAUUCAUUAGAGUCGGUGGAUACUAAUUUAAGUAAUUCAAUUAAACAAGAUAAUAAUUCAGUAUUGGGAUUUCAAACAUCAGAACAAUUAACUAAACGAGCAGCAAAUAUUACAUUUGGGGUUGGUACUCCAUUAACUAAAGUAAGAACCGAAUCACCACCUACAUCACCAUUAAACCAAUUUCCUAAAUAUGUAUCCCAGAAAGCACCUAGAAAAUCACAAAAUAAGAUACUUGAUGAUUAUACCCAUGGCAAUGGAUCCUUCAAUCCAAACAAUCCAAUCCAACAGCAGCAGCAACAGCUACAACAUCAUCAUAAUCAUCCAGGUAGGCCAAGGGUUAAAUCGGCCCAUAAUGUGAUUGAACAAAGAUAUAGAAACAAGAUUAAUGAUAAAUUCAAUGCACUUCAAAAUUCUGUGCCUACAUUACGAAUACUUGCCCAACGUAAAGAACGAGAAAAACUACAGAUGAAACAACAACAUCAUCUUAAUAAUGAAAGUGCCGGAGAUGAAUAUGAUUCCAUGUCGGAUGAAGAAGUUGAUUUGGGAUUAAUUCAAGAUGAUAAUAUUGAUUUAGAAGGAUUAGAACCGGCCAGAAAAUUGAAUAAAGGGACGAUAUUGGCAAAAUCAAUUGAAUAUAUUAAAUUUUUGGAAUUGAAGAAUGAUAAGAUGAAACAAGAGAAUGAUCAAUUAGCUAUGAAGGCAAGAAUGUUGGGAUUGAAUAUUGAUGAUGAUGAUGAUGAUGAUGAGAAGAUUGACAAAUGA